AUGACAUGCACAGGCAAAGUUAAUACUUGGGGAAGACGUGUAUCUGGACUAGUCGUCGAAUCAUUGGAUAGAUCAGUCAGCCUUGAUCUGCCAAUGGUAACCGAGUGUGAAUUCAUACCUGAGAACAGAAGUGAGAUCCCGAUACCAGAGAUUGCACGAGCAUACUCACAGCUUUCUGACAUUGAAGUAUUCAUACCACCAUUCGAUUCUAAGGCCAACAUCUCCUUGUUAAUUGGAAGAGACCUUUUGAAAGCACACCACGUGCUUGAACAACGUACUGGGUCUGACGUUGAACCAUUUGCUCAGAGAUUGCCUCUAGGCUGGACCAUAGUGGGAGAAACCUGCCUUGGGAGUUACCAUAUCCCACCUUGCAUCAACGUAUUGAAGACACAAAUAUUGCCGAACGGACGUCCUACUUGUAUGGAACCUUGUCAGAGUGUUCUCCGUUUGAAUGAUGAUCCGGUUUUCCUGAAAACGCCUCUUGAUGAGAAGGUAGGCAUGUCUGUUGAGGAUCGACAAUUUCUAGACAUAGUUGGAGCAGGAUUUCAUAGGGAUGAAGAGGGAUUCUGGACAUCACCUCUACUGUUUCGACCUGAUUGGCCUAGGCUUGACAACAACUAUUCAAUGGCAUUCAAGCGAGCCAGAAAUUUGCAAAGAAGUCUUCUGAAUGAUUCUGUCAAGGACUCGCACUUCAUAGAGUUCAUGCAAAAGAUACUCAAGAACGGUCAUACAGAGAGGGCUCCUCCGUUACAACCAGAGGAAGAAUGUUGGUUUCUGCCGAUCUUUGCGGUUUACCAUCCCCAGAAGCCAGGUCAGGCACGCGUGGUAUUUGACUCCUCAGCUAAAUUUAAUGGCCUUUCGUUAAAUGACGUUCUAUUGACUGGACCGGAUCUGGUUAACAGUCUACUUGGGGUCUUGAUGCGAUUCAGAAGAGAACCCGUAGCCAUACUCGCAGACAUCCAGAAAAUGUUCUUUUAUUUCCGUGUUGAGCCGAAACAUCGAAAUUUUCUUCGUUUUCUGUGGCACGAGGACUGUGAUUUGAACAAGCCACUGGUACAAUUUCGAAUGUGUGUACAUGUGUUCGGGAACCGGCCUUCGCCUGCCGUUGCCACUUUUGGCUUACGACUUUGCAUUCAAGGCGCGGAUCCGAAAGUAGUUGAGUACAUCGACAAGGAUUUUUACGUGGAUGACGGACUUGCAUCGCUUCCCACACCCAGUAACGCUAUUACUCUUGUCAAGGAUGCACAGACAGCUCUACUGCAAGGAGGUACUAUUCGCUUGCACAAAAUUGCGUCUAACGACCAUGAGGUCAUGGCUGCGUUUCCCAAUGAUGAUCUUGCUAAAGACAUUAAGGACCUUGACUUGCGGAAGGAUUCUCUUCCAGUUCAGGCGAGUUUGGGUGUGAAAUGGGAUCUAGGUACAGAUUCAUUCUUGUUUCGUUCUUCCCAUGACAAACAGCCAUUUACAAGAAGGGGUGUUUUGUCUACAAUAAAUAGUAUUUAUGAUCCGUUAGGCUUCAUGGCUCCCGUUGUGAUCAAAGGGAAACUCCUCCUCAGAGACUUGAUUCAUGGAACUGUUGACUGGGAUGAACCACUUCCGGAAGAGUUAUUUUCAGCGUGGGAUCGUUGGAGAAGUUCAUUGCUCGAUCUUUAUGAUGUGCGAAUUCAUCGACCAUACUUACCUGUGUCAUAUUCUGGUUGCAGUCGGAAAGAAGUUUAUAUUUAA
Messenger RNA from Ostrea edulis (European flat oyster), 1725 nucleotides. RefSeq lists its product as uncharacterized. Bases 1 to 1725 code for a protein of 574 amino acids. The record is from RefSeq and is a predicted model, not a curated record. The transcript has a single exon. Lineage: Eukaryota; Metazoa; Mollusca; Bivalvia; Ostreida; Ostreidae.